AUGUCGUUGAAGCAGGAAAUCGAGACCUGGGUGGCCGCGCUGGCCGCGUACGAUAAUAACGAAUUCGACGAAGCCCUGAGCUAUUUCGACGCCAUCGCCGACACCUCCAAAAUCCUCUUCAACUGCGGCGUCAUCCACGCGACCCUCGGCGAACAUGAGAAAGCCGUGGUCUGCUAUCAGCGCGCUGUUAGCCUGGACCAGUACCUCGCCGUGGCCUACUUCCAGCAAGGAGUCUCCAACUUCCUGAUGGGCGAUUUCGAAGAGGCUCUGGCCAACUUUAACGACACACUCCUGUAUUUGCGCGGAAACAACAACAUCGAUUACGAGCAGCUGGGCUUGAAGUUCAAGCUGUAUUCUUGCGAGGUCCUGUUUAACCGCGGUCUUUGUUACAUUUAUUUGCAACAGAAGGAUGCUGGUAUGCAGGACCUGUCUUUUGCCGCCAAGGAGAAGGUUGUCCCGGACCAUGAUGUUAUCGAGGAAGCUAUCGAGGAGCAGGCGGAAGGAUACACCGUCUUUUCCAUCCCGGUUGGAAUCGUCUACAGACCGAACGAAGCGAAGGUCAAGAACUUGAAGGCCAAGGAUUAUCUCGGAAAAGCCCGUCUCGUGGCGGCCACGGACCGCAACAAUGCCUUCACCGGCUUUGCUGGUGCGGAGAUUAAGAAGCUCAACGAUGGCGUUGUCGGCUCAGCGAAGGACGAUAGGCCUGACGACAAGAUUUCUUAUGCGGCCACCAACCUCGUCAAGCCUGGUUUGACCAGCAGGUCAAGACAGCAGUCUGAGCCGCCAAUUAACCGCAACGUAUUUCCACCGACCCCGCCGCCAGAGGCAGAGAACAGAAAACUCACCUCUCCUGGUCGUACCCAGUCUACUCGUUCGUCGGACCGUAAGCCCGCGCCGCUGGAACUCGGACGCGCCGCAUUCGAGCAGCCUCCUUCCCGCCCGAGACCUACUAGGUCCAUGUCAGAACGCCCGCGUCCCACCAGGGAAUACUCUCACUCGUCCUCGCGCAGUAUGGACACGACUUCGAGCCGUAGCACGCGCCAGACGCCCCUGCGCCGGGCCGUGGUUUCAGACGAGGAAGACGACUCCUACCCCGACGAGCUGUACGACAUGUACGACCGGGGCCCGAACAGGAACCCGUAUGGCGGCGGGCGGUCCCGCUCCCGACCUGUGCGUCCCAUGUACAUCGAAGAAGAAGAGGAAGACCCGUACGACCAGUCGUCGGUCGAGGAGGGCGACUUCGACAUCAUCCCUCCGGCGCGCCAGCGGACAAGACGCCCCUCGGCCGCCGGCAGCAGCCGCGUGCGCGGCCAGUCGGCGCAGCGGCGCAGCCAGCCCGGCAUGCGCACCAUUCGCGUCAAGGUGCACGCCGACGACACGCGCUACGUUUUCAUCGAGCCGAACGCGCGGUUCGUCCUUUUCGUCGAUCAGAUCCGGGACAAGUUCGCGCUGCGCAAGAACUUCAAGAUCAAGAUCAGGGACGAGAAUGACAUGAUUACCAUGAGCGACCAGGACGAUCUGGACAUGGCCAUCAUGAGCAGUAAGCAAGAAGCUAAAAGAGAGCGGGCAGAGAUGGGAAAGAUGGAGGUUUGGGUGCAAGAGGUGUAG
Aplosporella prunicola CBS 121167 is the source of this 1608-nucleotide messenger RNA. RefSeq lists its product as uncharacterized. Lineage: Eukaryota; Fungi; Ascomycota; Dothideomycetes; Botryosphaeriales; Aplosporellaceae. The transcript is spliced from 5 exons. The record is from RefSeq and is a predicted model, not a curated record. Gene Ontology annotation, molecular function: protein binding. The coding region runs from base 1 to 1608 and encodes 535 amino acids.